Molecule: messenger RNA, 938 nt
Organism: Osmerus eperlanus (European smelt)
Lineage: Eukaryota; Metazoa; Chordata; Actinopteri; Osmeriformes; Osmeridae
Product: zinc finger protein 239-like
Exons: 1
Biological process (GO): regulation of transcription by RNA polymerase II
Molecular function (GO): DNA-binding transcription factor activity, RNA polymerase II-specific; RNA polymerase II cis-regulatory region sequence-specific DNA binding
Source: RefSeq, a predicted model, not a curated record
UUCUGUGGUAAAACCUUUAGCCGGGCUGGUAAUCUCAAUGUUCACCGCAGGACCCACACUGAAGAGAAGCCCUACAGCUGUGAUUUCUGUGGUAAAACCUUUAACGAGGCUGGCAAUUUCACAGUUCACCGCAGGAUCCACACUGAAGAGAACCCCUACAGCUGUGACAUUUGUGGUAAAAAGUUUAACCAGGCUGGCAAUUUCACAGUUCACCGCAGGAUCCACACUGGGGAAAAGCCCCACAGCUGUGACCUCUGUGGUAAAACCUUUAGGGUGGCUACAACUCUCAAUGUUCACCGCAGGAUCCAUACUGGAGAGAAGCCCUACAGCUGUGACCUCUGUGGUAAAACUUUUAACCAGGCCGGCCAUUUCACAGCUCACCGCAGGAUCCACACUGAAGAGAAGCCUUACAGCUGUUACCUCUGUGGUAAAACCUUUGGACGGCUUGAUAGUUUCAGAAAUCACAGCUGGAUCCAUACUGGGGAGAAGCCCUACAGCUGUGACCUCUGUGGUAAAAAGUUUAACCGGCUUGACAAUUUCACAGUUCACUGCAGGAUCCACACUGGGGAAAAGCCCCACAGCUGUGAAUACUGUGAUAAAGCCUUCUCUACCUCAGCUGCUCUGAAGAAUCACAGCAGGAUCCACACAGGAGAGAAGCCCUACAGUUGCCCACACUGUGACUACUCAGGUAAAACAAAUGGCAAUCUGAAGAGUCACCUGCGUACUCACAAUAGAAAAGACCCAAAGCAGUGAUGUCUGGGGCCAAGCUGUCCCAGCAGUCACCACCUGAGAGAACUUCUGUAUGACCCACAGCUGGAAGAACUACUGGCCUGCACCUACUGGGACAGCACAUGCAGUAACACCAGAUCUACAGUCCAACAUGACUGCACACACACAGGAAAUAAUACUCUACCCCUGUAACAAUGGGAGGGAAGCUG